Molecule: messenger RNA, 1932 nt
Organism: Conger conger (European conger)
Lineage: Eukaryota; Metazoa; Chordata; Actinopteri; Anguilliformes; Congridae
Exons: 6
Coding region: 1445-1915 (156 amino acids)
Molecular function (GO): zinc ion binding
Source: RefSeq, a predicted model, not a curated record
AAGAGAGAGAGAGAGAGAGAGAGAGAGAUAAGGGGGAGUGCAAAAGAGAGAGAGAGAGCACGAAGGGAGAGCGAAAGAGAGAGAGAGAGCACGAAGGGGAGAGCGAAAGGGACAGAGACAGAGUGUGUGUGAGAAAGAGAGGGAAGGGGGAGCAAACGAGAGAGACAGACAGAGAGAGAGAGAAAGAGAGAGAGUAGGAGAGAGAGUGCAGUGGAGAAAGCAGGGGGCUUGAAAGCAGAACUGUGAUGCAGACAGCAAAUCACAUGAGCAGGGAUCUGUUUACAAACUGAGCAGGAGCUCUGGUCGCCACCAUUAUGAAGAGCCUCCACUGAGGCAGAGAAAACCCAGCUGGGACGUUAGCGUUAGCCACUGGAGGUGGGGGAACCGUCUCAGUGUCUUUUUUUUUCACCCCCUCCCUUGAUUUUUUUGGAAUAAAAGGACCAGAUGGUGGUUACAGAAAAAAAGGAGAGAGAAAAAAACACGGAAAUGCCAGCCACAGCUUGAGGGCUGUCCUCAGAGGCACACGACAAAACUGCCUGCCACAUAGUCCCGUCUUUUGUCUCAGUUUUGGGAGAAUCGUGCAAAAAAGGAAUACGUUUGUGACGACAGGUAUCAGAACGGAAAACGGCAAGAGGAGCUGGGAGCAGAGAGAGACACAGAGGAGGGGUGAGGCUUGUGAUUUUUUGUUUUGAGGGAAGACAAAGCGGUGUGUGUUUGGAACACUGUGCUUGCUGGGAAUAAUGGAAUUCUGACUGUUGUUUUUGUUCCUGUUGUUGUGUCUUCUGGGAUUGUGAUAAUUUCUCUCUCUCUCUGUUGCAAAUGACAACAGGAAAUAUUUUUACCUCUCGGUGCAAAUGCCGUUUGUGGAUUGUGAAUCUUUAAUCAGUUUUGUUAGUUCCUGUGAAAACCCAACUGAUUUUUACUGACAAUCAUAUUCUGCUCUGUGGUUCUGUGUGGUAAACAACAGGCUGAGACAAAGCCUCUCUCUCAGAAAUCCACUCGUUUUGUUAGAAGUCCUGUGGCUAAACUGGACAUCUGUUGCCAAAGGGCAGGCAUUUAAAAAAAAAGGUGGAAUUAUUUGUUUAUGACUCAGCCGACCACAGCAGCUGAGGAACAUGUGAGUGGCUUUGUCCGACAUUUCAUCCAAAAAACCCCCCAAAAAAACAACAACAACAACAACAACAACGUUGCUGGUGCGCGGCCAAGUUCAGAGACGAGGUCACGAAGCCCGGAGUGGCACUGCGCGGAGCCCGCUGGGUUCUGCGCUUUCCAUGGUCGCCGUCGGAGACGCAUCCCGGAGGAGACGCAGCCCGGAGACCCAGAGAGCGGUCUAGCAGCCUUCGGCCGUGGGCGGCCCACUGGCACCGCCCGAGACCCAGCCCUGACAGCCGGACCCCUGGCAUCGGCCCCCUGAAACCACCGGUGCCGCUGGCAGCCGCAUUUCAUGCACCCAUUCCAGUGGUGUAACGGAUGCCUGUGUGGCCUGGGGUUGCAGAGUUCAGAAAAGAAUUGCGAGAUGACGUCAGAAAACAUCUACCACCUCCCGCUCAACGCAUAUGUCAUCGUCCUGGGGGUUGGCCUCUUCAUCUUCAUGCUCAGCAUGAUAUUCUGCUGCUACCUCUUCAGGUUACGACGGCAAGGGACAAGGGAGCAGUACGGCUACAAUGAGGUUGUGCUGAAAGGAGCAGGGAAGAAACUGAGUCUUCUUGGACAGACCUGUGCGGUGUGCUUGGAGGAGUUUCGGACCAGAGACGAGCUGGGUGUGUGCCCCUGCUCCCACGCAUUUCACAAGAAGUGCCUGGUGAAAUGGCUGGAGAUCCGCAGCGUGUGCCCCAUGUGCAACAAACCCAUCUGCAGGCUCACGUCAGACGCCCCCCGGGGGGCAGAGGGGCCCCAGGACCCCGAGGAGGUGUGAGGGAGGGAGGGAGGGGC